Molecule: messenger RNA, 1863 nt
Organism: Drosophila eugracilis
Lineage: Eukaryota; Metazoa; Arthropoda; Insecta; Diptera; Drosophilidae
Biological process (GO): glutathione metabolic process
Molecular function (GO): glutathione transferase activity
Source: RefSeq, a predicted model, not a curated record
GCUGAUCAUUGCUUCAGUCUUCCACUGAUCUCGGCUUUGGAAAUCACAGAUAACUGUUUGGAUAUAUUCCAAUGUAUACUGAAAGAAAAAAGAAAAAUCAUAUAUAUCUUUGCUUAAUACAAACUUAAAUCAUUUUCUUCAACUGUUUUUAAAUUCAAAACUUUUCAAAACAGUUAAUACAUAAAAUCCUAAUAAAUUGAACAUCAGUGUGUCCACACUUUCGUCAUUCACAUUAUCUCUUCAAUUAACGGUAUUGCGUUAUCCCAAGAAGUUUUCUAUAUUGUUAGAAACUCACCUAAUGAUCAAUUUAAAAAUCUCGAAAUCUAAAACCAGAACUGUCUACUAACAAGCACCCAAAAUAUGAAAAAAAAAUAACGAGGCACAAUAAAAGAUUACCCAAUCAUUUGGCUAUAUAAGUACCUGACAUUGCCGGUUUCAGUCAGUUGUCGUUCUCCACUCCAAAGGUAAACAAUACAUUUCCAGCAUGGAUUUCUACUAUAUGCCAGGUAGCGGUGGAUGCCGCACGGUCAUCAUGGUGGCCAAGGCUCUUGGCUUGGAGCUGAACAAGAAGCUGGUCAACACCCUAGAAGGCGAGCAGUUGAAGCCAGAGUUCGUGAAACUCAAUCCUCAGCACACCAUUCCCACCCUGGUGGACAAUGGAUUCUCCAUCUGGGAGUCCCGCGCCAUCGCCGUCUACCUUGUGGAGAAGUACGGCAAGGAUGACUCCCUUUUCCCCAAGGAUCCCAAGAAGCAGGCCGUUGUCAACCAGCGUCUCCAGUUUGACUUGGGAACUCUGACCGAUGCUUUCUCAAAGUACUACUACCCACUCUUCCGAACUGGAAAGCCCGGAACUGACGAAGACUUGAAGAGAAUCGAAACAGCCUUUGGAUUCCUUGACACCUUCCUGGAGGGACACGAGUACGUGGCUGGAGACAACCUCACCGUGGCCGAUAUUGCCAUCCUGGCCAACGUCUCCACUUUUGAUGUCGUUGAGUUUGACUUCAGCAAGUAUUCCAAUGUGGUCAGGUGGUACGCCAAUGCCAAGAAAGUCACUCCCGGAUGGGACGAGAACUGGGAGGGUUUACAGCAGAUGAAGUUUUCGUUCUUCAUUCCAGAAGUUAACAACUCGUUGCCAUUUUCUAAUAUGGACUUCUACUACAUGCCGGGUAGCGGUGGGUGCCGCACGGUCAUCAUGGUGGCCAAGGCUCUUGGACUCGAGCUGAACAAGAAGCUACUGAACACCAUGGAGGGCGAGCAGCUGAAGCCAGAGUUCGUGAAGCUUAAUCCCCAGCACACCAUUCCCACCCUGGUGGACAAUGGUUUCUCCAUUUGGGAGUCCCGCGCCAUCGCCGUCUACCUGGUGGAGAAGUACGGCAAGGAUGACUCCCUCUUCCCCAAGGAUCCUAAGAAGCAGGCUGUGGUCAACCAGCGUCUGUACUUUGACAUGGGUACUCUCUACGAUUCUUUCGUCAAGUAUUACUACCCCUAUUUCCACACUGGAAAGCCCGGAACAGACGAGGCCCUCAAGAAAAUCGAAACUUCUUUCGGCUUCCUCGACACAUUCCUCGAGGGUCAUGACUAUGUUGCUGGAGACCAGCUUACGGUAGCUGACAUUGCCAUCCUGGCCACUGUUUCUACUUUCGAAAUCGUUGAGUAUGACUUCAGCAAGUUCUCCAAUGUGACCAAAUGGUACGCCAAUGCCAAGAAGGUGACUCCCGGAUGGGACGAGAACUGGGCUGGUCUGCAGGCGAUGAAGACAUUCUUUGAGGCCCGUCAGGCGGCUGCAAAGUAAUUGAUACUAAAAUAAUUUAUUGUAUUUAUGUAACUGUUGAAUUCAAAUAACAAAUAUAAUUGUAAAGUAAA